This is a messenger RNA of Clonostachys rhizophaga, 1920 nucleotides long. NCBI's taxonomy places the organism in Eukaryota, Fungi, Ascomycota, Sordariomycetes, Hypocreales, Bionectriaceae. The record is from the annotation of a GenBank genome assembly.
AUGCGAACUAAGGCUCCCCACCGCAAGUCUCGAAAUGGCUGCCUUCGCUGCAAGGCUAGAAGGGUCAAGUGUGAUCAGAGAGCUCCGGCUUGCUCCCGUUGCGUAGAUCGUGGUCUACAAUGCCCGGGUUACUCGCUCAACAUUCGUUGGGAUCCAAGAAGCCAACUUCAGACACCGCCAUCCAGUACUGCAGAUAGAACCCGGGCCGGCUCCACGCAGACUAUCGACCCAUUCAGCGACAUUGAUUCCUUUCAGCCAAGUGUGGAGCACCAAGGUAAUGCCCUCCCUGCCAUCGAUCCUUGGAUUCCGGAACCAGCUUCAAUCUCAGACUGGUCCUUAUCCUUGGAAGAGUUGCUCCCAUCGACCCCGUCCCAAAUUGGCUUUGCACCAUUGGUGUCGAUUGCCCCUUCAUAUUUCCCUCCAGUAGCUAUGGAAGAGCCAGUUAUGUUUACCAAUGGGUCGAUGCUAUUCCCUCCCAACUUGGCAAAUCCUCUCCUAGACUUCCCGCGACACCAACAAAUAGGCUUGCUUCCCGAUGACUCGGGAACUAAUCUUUCUGUUGAAACGCCAAAUCAGGCUACGGACGCAUGGGACAAGUGGAGUUUCAACUAUCCUCAGUCAGGCUCGGAUACGCAGCACCCCGACUCCCAGAAGUUUGGAGCUAUCACCGCCAUUUCGCAUUCACCGGAAAUCACUCACCUUCCUACUGUUUUAUCGGAUUACUUCUUCAAGGAAGUCAUUAAGCUUUACUCAGUUUGGGACAACCAGUCUAACCAGCUAAGAAUUCUUGCAGGAUCCUUUUGGCAGUCAUCAGGGGUUCUCUACCAUACCAUGCAGAGCAUGGCAGCUGCAUUAUUGGCAAAGAGUUUCCCAAACCUCCGUGCUAUUGCUAUUGGAGAGCAUCAAAUGGGCCUCGAAUGUCUCCGGAGUGGCAGCGAUACAGACGAAGACAGACUCAUAGGGUCCAUCCUGCUUGGCCACACAGCAAGCUGGAUCAAACCACACGAACUGUCACACGAUCAUUCCCGUCUAUCGUUUUUUGGAGGAGCGGUUGACUACUGGGCGAUGCUUCUGUCCUUCGUAUCUGAACCCAGAAAGAACCAUGAAAUCCUUCGACACUCUGUUGUAGAGGCUGGACCUUCCAGAGCAGACGGGUUGAUAAAUCCACACCCUUUCAUUGGCACGUCGGGGAGCAUUGUGCAGGUUCUAACAGAGCUAGGCACGCUCAUCUUCAGGUAUCGGAAGCGAGUCUCAGAGAUUGACUUCAUUUCCGAGAAAGAUCUUGAAUCAUUUCGCAAAUCAAUACAGGAUGCUCGUCAGCUAGAACGCCGGCUAUUAGCCUUCAGACCAUUGCUACCCAAGAGUGUUCAGGAUCCUGGUGACCAAACAACCUCGCCUGCUCACUUUGUGAAGAUUGACGAAGGACUUCGCUGCACAGGACUGCUGCAACUAUAUCGAGUGUUUCCAGACCUUCUUAAUGAUAGAUAUCAGCCUUGGGACUCAGCUGCACUCCUCCAACCGCGCCCCGCUCUAAAGACUCCGUCUCGAGAGGAGCGGAAUACCUGGCUUACGAUGCUAGCGCUCCAUAUCCUAAACAUCAACCGGGAGAUUCCCUUCGAGUCCCGGACGAGGUGUAUGCAGCCUUUUAUGUUUGUGGCUGCGUCGUGCGAACUUCGCACAAAUCUUAAUGGAGGAAAUGAAGCCAGCGGCAUGAAUAGCAACUGUAUCUCGAUCCAAAUAUCUCAGGCCCGCGACUUUGUGUGUUCUAGAAUGGUUGCAUACCUUCACGUCUUCCCCCUUCAAAAAGUGGAGACAAUUUUCCAGUUGAUCCAAAGCAUUUGGUCGGAAAUUGAUAAUGGAAGGGAGGUGUUCUGGCUGGAUUUGUGCAAAAAGCUUAAGUUAGGCACGCUGAUGGGAUGA